AUGGAUUUGGAAGAUGCGGGUGUGAUGCAGCUGGGCAGUGGUGAGAGCGGGGGCCCUGGGAAUGGGGAUCCGGGGACUCAGGAGAGUACUGGGCCUCUUAUUGGGGGAGACCAGAGUGCAACACCCCAAGGUGACUCUCCUAUGGACAUGGAUGAACCAGAAACGCGUGAUGGCCAAGAAGCACAGACAGGGCUCCCAGAAAAUCUUACUACACAACAGGAAGAACCCACUACACAACAAGAAGAGCAGACGGAAGAACCCACUACGCUACAAGAAGAACAGACAGGACUAGCAAAUGAUCCUACCACACAACAAACUGAACAGACAGAGGAACCUGUUAUCAAUCAAGAUGGACCUGUUGUUGACCAAGACGGACCUGUCAUUGACCAAGAAGAAUCUGCUACGCUACAAGAUCAACCUAUUAUUGGCCAAGACGAACCUGCUACACUGCAGGACGAAUCUGCUACAUUACAAGAUGGGCCACAAUUUUCCCAAGACGAACCGCACUCAAACCAAGACGGACUUCCGACAGACCAAAACGAACCUACGACACUCGAGAAUGGACCUACUACACUUGAGAACGGCCAUCCAAUGGACCAAGACGGACCUGGCGCUAUGCAAGACGGACCUGCGAAUGUCCAAGAUGAACCUGCUACUAUGCAAGAUGAACCUGCUAAUUUGCAGGAUGAACCUGUUACUAUGCAAGAUGAACCUGCUACUUUGCAAGACGCUCCUCCAACGCCCCGAGAGGAAACAGAAGAACCUGCGACGGAGAAUGGCGGGCCGCAGGAAUCAAGGAACGGGAUUGAACAGGACGAGGAACUGUGCGUCCCACAAUCUCACGAGAUCGUCAUACCGAACUACGCCUCCUGGUUCCACCUGACAAAGAUUCACCAGAUCGAAAGAAAGUCCCUGCCAGAGUUCUUUACGAACAGAAUAGCGUCAAAGACACCAGAAAUCUACGUCAAGUACAGAAACUUCAUGGUCAACUCGUACAGACUGAACCCAAACGAAUACUUUAGUGUCACGGCAGCAAGAAGAAACGUCUCGGGGGACGCGGCGGUACUCUUCAGAGUCCACAAAUUCCUCAUGAAAUGGGGGCUCAUCAACUACCAAGUAGACGCAAAAGUAUUGCCCAAAAAUAUUGAACCACCUCUGACGGGAGAGUACGCGACAAAACACGACGCACCAAGAGGGUAUUUCCCUUUCGAAAGUUACAAACCAUCAGUGCAACUGCCCGAUAUGUCGAAAUUGAAGAAAAUGAUGGACGUUGAUAACCCAAGAAGUACACUCCAUAAGUACUUAAAGGAGGAGGAAAGAAAAUACGGAGCACAACCCACUGCAAAAUCGACGGAACCAUCGCCGUCUGUGGAGGCAGAGACCGAUCAAACGACAAGCACGUCGCUGAAAAGAGAACUCUCAAACGACGAGGAGACGGGCAUCUCGGAUCGAGCACCAAAGAAACCUAAAAUCUUACAAUCCACAGACGAGGAUGACUGGACAAAGAACGAAGUCAUCAGCCUCUUGCAGGCAAUACAGACAAACGGCCCGGACUGGUAUCAGAUUGCCAAAACAGUGGGGACAAGGACCCCAGAGCACUGCAUACUCAAGUUUUUGCAGUUGCCUAUUGAGGACAAAUUCCUGUUCCAGGACAGCGGCGCAUCGGCAACAGGGAUGGGUCCUCUGAAGUACGCCCCACAUUUACCUUUCUCCAAGAGUGAUAACCCGGUGUUGUCCACAAUUGCAUUCCUAGUCGGGAUGGUCGAUCCUAAAGUCGUCCAAGCGAUGACUAACCGUGGCUUGAAAGCGCUACACGCCACAAAAGAGGGUGACACUCCAGGAAUAGAGGGCCAAACAAAACUGGACAACGAUAGCAAGACGAAGACUGAUGACGACAGUAAAGUGGAAGCCAAUGAAGAUAGUAAGGUGGUAACUAAUGAAGAUAGCAAAGUGAAAGAUGAUGACUACAACAAGGUGGAAGCCGAUGACGACAACAAGGUGGAAGCCGAUAUUGUCGACAAAGCGAAAGAAGAACCUACUGUUGACACUUCUUCCAAAUCUCCAGCAAAGGAAGCCACAGAGAUAGCGCUGGCGACCCUGGGUGUCCGUUCCAAAGUGUUUGCGACAAACGAGGAGAGACAGCUAAAUAAGUUGGCGAAUAAACUCGUGCAGAUUCAAUCUCACAAAGUUAACCUGAAACUAGCUACAUUCGAUAAAUUGGAGAAAGCACUGGAGCUAGAAAAGAAGUUGCUCCAACGGAAACAGGAGGAGUUUUUGAUUCAAAGGUUGUCGUUCGCUAAAAGUGCGCACCAGAUACUAGAGAAAUUCAGCAAGACGACGGAUGCUGUUCAAGAUGAGGCGCAGAGACAGAAGUUGUCCGCUCAUGUCGAACAAGCGAGGAUACUGCUCGCUCAACCAAUGAGUCUAAGUAUUGGUUCUGCCUCCCAAUCAGCCGCGGCUACGGGUUCCACAGUUGGAGACGACAACGAGGCUGAGACAACUAACGAGGGUAAAAGCGAGUCAGAUAUCAAACCGAUUUCUCUCGAGGCUCCACACUUUUAUAGAUAUUGGUCUGGAUGA
Molecule: messenger RNA, 2580 nt
Organism: Huiozyma naganishii CBS 8797
Lineage: Eukaryota; Fungi; Ascomycota; Saccharomycetes; Saccharomycetales; Saccharomycetaceae
Gene: SWI3
Product: Swi3p
Exons: 1
Coding region: 1-2580 (859 amino acids)
Biological process (GO): positive regulation of DNA-templated transcription
Cellular component (GO): SWI/SNF complex
Molecular function (GO): DNA binding; histone binding
Source: RefSeq, a predicted model, not a curated record